Messenger RNA from Gryllus bimaculatus (two-spotted cricket), 1570 nucleotides. NCBI's taxonomy places the organism in Eukaryota, Metazoa, Arthropoda, Insecta, Orthoptera, Gryllidae. The record is from the annotation of a GenBank genome assembly.
CCGCAGCGACUCCAAACGACCUCCCCGCAACUUCCAUUUAGAAGCGUUGCUACACGCAGUAUCUUUGAAUCGGAGUGAUAGUUCUUAAACCAGUAGAAUCUUGAAAGCUUUAAUAAUAUUGAAUGAGAGGCGAAAUCAUCGUAUCAAUAUUGACAGCGCGCGACAGGGUUUCUCCUCGCAGGGAAUGGAUUGUGAUAUUUGUUUCACAAAGUUUGGAGCAGUGUUAUGUAGUACAAAGAUAGUGGUACAUUUUGUUGGAUGUUGGUGUAUGAUGGCUUCCUGCAGCGUAGACGCGCUGGGCACCGACCCGGGCUCGUCGUGGCGCUCCGACACGCCCGACGACCAGACGUCGCGCUCGCCCAGCUCGUGCGCCACGCCCAACUCCGCCACCGACGUGCCCGACGCCGAGCUCACCUUCACGCUGGGCGUCACCGAGGGCACGCCAUACGCCUGCCAGUUCUGCGAGCGCGCCUUCCCGCGCCUCUCCUACCUCAAGAAGCAUGAGCAGACGCACAGCGACCAGAUGCCGUUCCGGUGCGACUUCUGCAGCCGGCUGUUCAAGCACAAGCGCAGCCGCGACCGCCACAUCAAGCUGCACACGGGCGACAAGAAGUACCGCUGCGCGCACUGCGAGGCCGCCUUCUCGCGCAGCGACCAUCUCAAAAUCCACAUGAAGACGCACGACACGCAGAAGCCCUUCCAGUGCGCGGUGUGCAACCGCGGGUACAACACGGCGGCGGCGCUCACGUCGCACAUGCAGAGCCACAAGAAGGAGGGCGGCGGCGGGGGCGGCGGCAGCGGGGGCGGCAGCGGCGGCGGUAGCAGCGCGCACAGCUCGCCUUCGCCACACGGCUUCCGCUGUCUCGUGUGCGGCGCCGCCUUUCGACGCGCCGAGGAGCUGCAGGCGCACGCGCUGGCGCAGCACGCUGCCGUGGGACCGCCCGCCUCGCUCGACGGCCUCCUCCAGGGCCUGGGACUGGGUCUGGGCCUCCUGCCUGCGCUGCCCAAGCUGGCCUGCAUCUACUGCACCAAGGACUCCUUCACCUCCAUGGAGGCUCUGCAGCUGCACGUGCAGGCCAUGCACCGAGCCAUCCUGAACGGCGACGUGCGCGGGCUGGGCGGCGCGGGGGAGGCGCCGUCGCGGCACACGCCCCCGCAGCAGCCGCCCACGCCCACGCCCGCGGCCGCCGCCGCCCAGCCGCCGCCCUCGGCGCUGCCCCCGCCGCCGCAGCCGCAGCCGUCGCUCCUGCAGGCGCCCCCGGGCGGCGUGGCGGCGCCCGCGCCCUCGCCCGCGCUGCCCUGCGACCUGUGCACCAUGCGCUUCUCGUCCACCCACGCGCUGCAGCGCCACGUGCAGACGGUGCACGCGCUGGACCUGGGCGCGCGCUUCUGCGGCGACUGCGUGCUGCCGCUGGCGUCUGCGGCGCAGCUGGCGGAGCACCGCGCGCGUGCGCACGCGCACGCCCUCCCGCACGCGCACGCGGAGCAGCUGCGCCCCACGGACCUCAGCAAGAAGGCAUCGUCCGCCUCCUCCUCCUCUUCUUCGUCUUCUUCGUCUGCGGCGGGGUGA